Messenger RNA from Miscanthus lutarioriparius, 2562 nucleotides. The record is from the annotation of a GenBank genome assembly. Lineage: Eukaryota; Viridiplantae; Streptophyta; Magnoliopsida; Poales; Poaceae.
AUGCAUCCCUCCGGCACGGGGGACUACGCCCCCUACUACCCUCCUUACCCCUCCCCGGCCGCGCCGCCUCCCGCCGCCUACCCGCCGGUGUCCACCCCGGCUUCCGCGCCUCCUCCCGCCGCCUACCCGUCGGUGUCCGCCCCGGCUUCCGCGCCCCCGUACUCGUCUUACCCCGCGGACUUCGCCCCCGCGCCGUCGUACCCCGCGUACCCGCCCGCCGACCUCUCCCACUACGCGCCGCCGGCCACCGCGCCCGCACCGGCGCCGCAGCAGCCGUACUACCACUACGAGCCGGCGCCGCCGCUCCCGCACAACCCGGUGCCCUCGCCGUACCCGUCGCUGGAUCGGGCGGGGAGCUACGGCUACGGAUCCGGCCCUGGCUCCGGGUACGGCCAGGAGCUGUACCCGCCCAAGCCGGCGGGCGCGGGCGUGGGCGGGGGCGGGGGCGGUUGGUCCGACGACGGGGCGUACGCGUACGACGGUGGCGACGCGCCGGAGCCGUACGGGGCCAGGGGCACCGCACCGAGGUCGGGCUCGGGAUCCGCACUGUUUGAUGACUACGGGAGGUCCAUUGGCUCAGCUGCCGAUAGGGGUGGUGGCCGCGGGAGUAGUGCGGCCAACCCCAAGGUGGUGAGAGCCGUGCCCAAGGCAGAGACGUCAGAGGACGUCAGGGGUGGGGUGCAGAAGUUCAGGGUCAACCUGCUGCCGGAAGGGGCUGGGAGCCCCAUGGAUGUGCUCUGCCAGGUUGGUUUGGAUGGAAUUCGGAUGCUUGAUCCCAACACUGGUAGGACACUAAGAAUAUAUCCCCUUGAAACUGUAACUAGAUGGGAUGUAUUAGAUUCCUCUAUCUUUGCCUUUUGGUCCAAGAGUUCAGUGGAUGUUGAAGCAAAAAGAAUAAGGCUGAAAUCAAACAGCUAUACAUCCAACACCAUUCUUGACACUGUCACAGCUGCGACUGUGCAGUUCAAGGAGAUGGGUGGAAGCAGCAUUUCAAGAAGUAGAGCAAUUGCUGAUGUAGCCAAGCCUGCUGAGCAGCAAAACGAGAGGAGGAAAAAUUUCCUUGAUUGGAGGAAUUUAAUGAAGCCUAUGAAUGAGGAGAAAGAUCACUGGGUCCCAGAUGAAGCUGUCAGCAAGUGCACAGCAUGCGCAGCAGAUUUCAGUGCUUUCAACCGCAGGGAGAACACGCAUCUUGAGGCAAAUCCAACGGCCGAGAGUCGUCCUCUGGCCUCUGGGAGGCGAUUUCGAGCUCCACCGAGGAUUCCACGAGAAGUCUCCAUUCUCUCCCCCGCUGUUGGGGUUGGGGUGCUGGCCUGCUGCCUUUCCUCCUCCUCGACCUCGAAGCAUCCAUCCAUCCAGUCCACCUCCUCUCGCUCGCUCUCCAGUGCCACGGAGGGAAGCGUGGCCGAGGGGAAGAAGAGGAUGGAGGCGGCGUGGACCGGCGCGGUGAAUCGAGCCACCGACAUGGCCGACUCCGCCAAGCGCUUCCUCCUGUCCUUCCGCCGCCCGCCGACGCCGCCGCCGUGUCCGGUCCCCGACCCCAAUCCCGUACAGAUCUUGAAGCGUUUGCAGCGACAAGCGUUUUAUGACAUUAUGCAGUUGAGGGAGAGACAAGAGAAAGUUGAAAGAGUGAUCUCGUUGUUCAAAGCUACCAAAGUUGGUCCAUUCGCAGAAGAAAGCACUCUGGUCAAGGGUGUUAUCAAUGUUGCUGGCUCGCUCCCAAGAGAUAUCUCAGAAACAGAAUCUGGUAUCAGUUCACGGUUUGUGUUUGAGGCUCCUGUCAGGAAGGACUCCCUCUUUGUUGAGCUCAGCACCGAUCAUAGAUGCAUGGCUCAAGAAAAUGAUCUAAUUGAGACCCCUUUUGUGCUGUCAAAGUUGAUGUACCUGUCGAAUAUCAAUGACUCAUUUUCUGUUGCUGCUGUACCAAAAGGAGCAAGAUGUAAAGAUUUUUCAACAGACCAAAAUAUCCGAGAGGAACAUUGGCUGGCCAGUUUGCGUUCUUCGUUGAGGCCACCUUUGCUGAGUAAAAGUCAGAGAUAUGGUGGUGGCCUAAUACUGAGAUCGAAGGACUUUGCUGUUUCUCUUGCGGAGCUGAUUUCAGUUGCCGGGAGGCCAGUAAACGAUGGUGAAGCCAGCAGAGUUUAUACAGAGUUUGGGCAAAUCUCGUACCAGUUCCCAGAUGACAUAAAGUUGACCCUGUCUGCUGCUUUGCAUGGACCCAGUGUAAUUCCUCGGAAGAGGAAACCAACUGCUGGAGGUUGUGUUGAUCUUGAACUGGAAGUUGAUGAGGACACUAGAAUCGGGGCCUGGAUUGAGUUCAACAAGAAGCCAAACUCACGUUUACUGAGAUGGGCCGUCACACUAUCAGAUACACCGCAGGGUGACCUUGGAUGGGGCGUGAGCUUGCGUAGAGGCACUGAGGCCAAACCGCAACUGUUUCAGGUGGAGGGAUUUCUGAACCUGCAUCUGGGGAAGACUGCUGCCGUGCAGCCUGGCAUCGUGUUCAAUGUGGAUGGGAGGAGGUGCAGACCUGGUCUUGUAUUCCACUCGAGUUGGUCCUUGUGA